This is a messenger RNA of Lingula anatina, 375 nucleotides long. RefSeq lists its product as uncharacterized. The record is from RefSeq and is a predicted model, not a curated record. NCBI's taxonomy places the organism in Eukaryota, Metazoa, Brachiopoda, Lingulata, Lingulida, Lingulidae.
GAACUGGACAUGGAAAUAAAAGAGUCUAACUACACAUAUGAACCUGAAGUCCACACCAGUGAUAAGCAAAUUGCAGUUGAUACCAAGUAUGAUAACAGAGUAAAGGCUCCUAACACUGAAGAGACAGUUGAUACCAAAGACAAGAAAUAUGCAACAGUUUUAACAGUUGUUAAAAGUAUUGAGGAGAUAGCCGACAUUAAAGAUGCAAACAGUGUGUCACUUGCUGAGGAUAUCAAGAAAAGAGUUAAUGUCAAAGACACAAAAAUUGUGAUAGAGGACGUGAAGGAGAGAGCACCCAAGGAUCGCCGCCUUUCUCGAUGGAGAAGAUUGUUAAAUCUUUUUACAUCCUGCUUUAGACACAGGUCAAGAGCAUAA